AGUACAUCAAGAAGAAGAUCAGGACCAUUGACUCUCCAGAGAAAUCCAUCAAUCUGUUCCACUGUCUGAAUGAACUGGGUGAUCGUUCACUAGUGGAGGAAAUACAACAGUAUCUGAAAUCUGGAAGAAUAAAGGAAACCAAACUCUCUUCAUCUCAGUGGUCAGCUUUAGUUUUUGUGUUGUUGACAUCAGAAGAGGAACUGAAUGAGUUUUGUUUUGAUAAAUUUGUUAAAGGAAAGAAUAAUCCUGAAAAUAUGGAAGUUCUUCAGAAGUUGCUGCCUGUGAUUAAAGAAUCCAGAUCAGUUCAGUUGAGAGAUUGUGGCGUCACAGAUGAAGGUUGUGCUGCUCUGAUUUCAGCUCUGAGAUCAAACCCCUCACACCUGAGAGAACUGGAUCUGUCUGAGAAUAAACUAAGAGAUUCAGUGAAGCUGCUUUCUGAUGUACUACAGAAUCCUCACUGUAAACUGGAGAAACUGUGGUUGAGAGAUUGUGGCGUCACAGAUGAAGGUUGUGCUGCUCUGACGUCAGCUCUGAGAUCAAACCCCUCACACCUGAGAGAACUGGAUCUGUCUGUGAAUAAACUAAGAGAUUCAGUGAAGCUGCUUUCUGAUGUACUACAGGAUCCUCGCUGUAAACUGAAGAAACUGUGGUUGAGUGAUUGUGACAUCACAGAUGAAGGUUGUGCUGCUCUGACUUCAGCUCUGAGAUCAAACCCCUCACACCUGAGAAAACUGGAUCUGUGUCUGUGA
This is a messenger RNA of Cyprinus carpio (common carp), 749 nucleotides long. Its product is annotated as ribonuclease inhibitor-like. The coding region runs from base 255 to 749 and encodes 164 amino acids. The record is from RefSeq and is a predicted model, not a curated record. Lineage: Eukaryota; Metazoa; Chordata; Actinopteri; Cypriniformes; Cyprinidae. The transcript has 4 exons. Gene Ontology annotation, molecular function: protein binding.